This is a messenger RNA of Chaetomium strumarium, 1011 nucleotides long. Its product is annotated as lactate/malate dehydrogenase. The transcript is spliced from 2 exons. The record is from RefSeq and is a predicted model, not a curated record. Bases 1 to 1011 code for a protein of 336 amino acids. Gene Ontology annotation, biological process: malate metabolic process; tricarboxylic acid cycle. Gene Ontology annotation, molecular function: L-malate dehydrogenase (NAD+) activity. Gene Ontology annotation, cellular component: mitochondrion; cytoplasm. NCBI's taxonomy places the organism in Eukaryota, Fungi, Ascomycota, Sordariomycetes, Sordariales, Chaetomiaceae.
AUGUUCAUGGCCUCCAGGAUCCAGACCCGCGCCUUCUCGGCGUCGGCAAGAAAUCUCUCCAAGGUCGCCGUUCUCGGUGCCGCCGGCGGCAUUGGCCAGCCGCUGUCUCUCCUGCUCAAGCUGAACCCCCGCGUCAGCGAACUCGCCCUCUACGACAUCCGCGGCGCGCCCGGCGUGGCCGCCGAUGUGUCGCACGUCAACACCAAGUCGACCGUCAAGGGCUACGAGCCGACGCCGAGCGGGCUGGCCAGCGCGCUCAAGGGCGCCGAGGUGGUGCUGAUCCCCGCGGGCGUGCCGCGCAAGCCGGGCAUGACGCGCGACGACCUGUUCAACACCAACGCGUCCAUCGUGCGCGACCUGGCCAAGGCGUGCGCCGAGUCGUGCCCGGACGCCAACAUCCUGGUCAUCAGCAACCCGGUCAACUCGACGGUGCCCAUCUGCGCCGAGGUGUUCAAGGCCCGUGGCGUCUACAACCCGCGCCGGCUGUUCGGCGUCACCACGCUCGACGUGGUGCGCGCCAGCCGCUUCGUCAGCGAGAUCAAGGGCACCGACCCGGCCGACGAGAACAUCACCGUGGUCGGCGGCCACAGCGGCGUGACCAUCGUGCCGCUCUUCAGCCAGAGCCGGCACCCGGAGCUGUCGUCCAACAGCGAGCUGAUCAACCGCGUGCAGUUCGGCGGCGACGAGGUCGUCAAGGCCAAAGACGGCGCCGGCUCGGCCACGCUGUCGAUGGCGAUGGCGGGCGCGCGCAUGGCCGAGUCGCUGCUGCGCGCCUCGCAGGGCGAGAAGGGCGUCAUCGAGCCGACCUUUGUCGACAGCCCGCUGUACAAGGACCAGGGCAUCGACUUCUUCAGCUCCAAGGUCGAGCUGGGCCCCAACGGCGUCGAGAAGGUGCUGCCCGUCGGCAAGGUCGACGCCGUCGAGGAGAAGCUGCUCGAGGCCUGCUUCACCGACCUCAAGAAGAACAUCCAGAAGGGCAAGGAGUUCGUUGCCAAGAACCCGGGCAACUAA